Messenger RNA from Scatophagus argus, 3851 nucleotides. Its product is annotated as anoctamin-9. Gene Ontology annotation, molecular function: chloride channel activity; protein dimerization activity. Gene Ontology annotation, cellular component: plasma membrane. The transcript has 25 exons. Gene Ontology annotation, biological process: chloride transmembrane transport. The record is from RefSeq and is a predicted model, not a curated record. Lineage: Eukaryota; Metazoa; Chordata; Actinopteri; Scatophagidae. The coding region runs from base 939 to 3275 and encodes 778 amino acids.
UACAAAGCUGAAGUUCUCAGGUAAAUUAAAUAAAGCCUGUUAAUUUCAGCUCUAAAAACAUCAACAGUAAAUCUGCGUCUGAGUCUGAGUGUCAAAGUCACAGUGGGUAAAUCUCGUGUAUGUUCCAUUAAUUCAUGUUAUGUAACUUCUGUGUUGGUACGACGUCUUGUCAACGUGGACUGUGGAAACUGGCAGUAGUAACUAUAAACCUGUGAAGCAGCAGCAGUUUAGAAAGCUACUCUCACACUGUAUAAGCUCUAUGAAUACUAAUUACACGAGUUAAACACGGAUAUUCAAUAUACUGAACUCCUAAUACCAGAUCAGUAUCAACUGAUCCUGUGUAUUUGCAGCUGAACUGAUACAGUCUCAAUGCCUACCAGGAAACCAACUAACGCUCAUCCUACGCACUUUUUGCUGUGAAUGUUAAUGGACCUGCUCAGCCUCUGAGAUGCUUUAAGGAUCGUAAUUCAGUGCCUUUAUUGUAGAAGCGUUGCUGUUUUUUUUUUUUUUUAAACAAAUGUCACAGUAAGUGUUGACUGAUGAGUAGGAUGAGUCAGCCGGUGCGCGUAAAAGUCACUGCGUUUGCUUCCAUCUAGUGGUGGAUCGGUGUCAUUACGUGUAGGCUUCCAGUGAGGAGGAGGUAACGCAAGCAGUAUAUGAGAUUCAAUGACUGAAACUGACAAGCCUCAUCGAUUCAGUCUCUGUCAACUGCGUGAAACACACAGCACGCCCUGUUUUGUUUGUGUGUUUGAUGAACGCAUCGCUGGCUGCACUGACAGAAAAAAAAAAAAGGUGGAGGCCACGCAAAAUAAAUGCUGUGGCACCAGCAACAGUCGGUGCUGAUCGGUGAGCGAGGCUGAGCGUUUGAGACCACUGGAUGGUGACUGUGGCUCUUUUUUUCUUAAAUCCGGCAUCUGCAUUCAGCACCUAACGCAGUCAUGCCAGUCCACAAGAGGCAGCCCAGUAUUGAGCUGCUGGAAUUAAUGGGAGUUGUGAGAGAGAAUGGCAAUGACCAGACAUCACUUCCUCCUGUGCACACCCCACUGUCGUACGACUACGUCCUGGUUGCCAAAAGAAGCGUUAAUUGGGAGGGAGAGACUUUCAAGAAGCAAACUGCGUACAUUGAAGAACUGAAGAAAAAGAACAUUAAAGUCACAGAAAUUGUAGACGAUGAUCUCGUCUUCUAUGGGAUUCAAGCGCCUAAAGAAAUUUUCGAGAAGUACAGGUAUCUGCUCAAAGUAUCUGAUGCUUGUAACUGGAGCUCGGAUCAGAACAUUGUGCCACUCAGCACCAGGAUAAGGAUUGUCCACUUCAUCUUGAAUCACACCCCAAUCAGCUCAGGAGAGAAUUUGCGGGAUCUUCUGAAGAUGAAGGUUUUUGAAGCAAGGUUCUGCUUACAUGAGAAAAAGAAACAGAGAGAGCUGAAGGAGAGCUGGGCACGCUGGACAGCCUGUCUCCAAGGGCAACCCAUAAGUGCUGUCAGAAACUACUUCGGGGAGAAGGUGGCCUUGUACUACCUGUGGCUAGGCUGGUACACAUACCUGCUCAUCCCACCUGCCGUCAUUGGGGUCGUAGUUUUUCUUUAUGGCCUUGCCUUCUUUAACAGCUCGCCCCUCAUAAAGGAGGUUUGUGAGGCCGACACGGUCAUGUGUCCGCUUUGUGACACGCGAUGCAAAGUGUGGAAGCUCUCAGACACCUGCACAUAUGCCAAGGUGAACUUGCUGUUUGAUAAUAAUGGCACAGUGCUCUUUGCGAUGUUCAUGGCAGUAUGGGCAACACUGUUUUUGGAGUUCUGGAAGAGACAUCGAGCUUCCUAUGUGUGUGAAUGGAAAGUGUCUGAUUGGUGUGAGGAGGAGGAGGAGUUGAUCCUGGAAAUACUGAACAAUGUCAACUGUGAACCAAAACAGUAUAAGCACUCCUAUCUGCGUAGUACUCUGGUUUUGAUCUGUGUCACAGCGAUGAUAUUGGUGAUUAUCGGCCUGACACUUGCCUUGGUGGUGUUUAGGGCGAUUGCAGCAGUGCUCUUGGCUGAGGGAUCAUGGGAGUUUUUGAGCAACUACUCGAACAGCGGCGCAAUGAUGCUGGGGGCCGUCCUCCAUUACCUUGUCAUCACUGUCAUGACACGGGUUAACAGGAUUGUAGCCAUGAAGCUCUGUGAAAUAGAGAAAACAAGAUCAUUUGCUGCCACAGAGAAGAGCUUCACCGUCAAGAUGUUCACCUUUCAGUUUUUCACCUAUUUCUCGUCCCUCUUCUAUGUAGCCUUUUUUCUUGGCAGGAUAAAUGGCCAUCCUGGUGGUUAUGUCCGUAUUGCAGGAAAAUGGAGGCUAGAGGAGUGUCAUCCUAGUGGAUGUCUUACCGACCUCUUCAUCCAAAUGGCGAUCAUAAUGGUACUCAAGCAAACCAUCAGCAAUGUCUUUGAGUUCACUGGCCCCUGGCUCUGCAGGUGGUUGAAGAAAAAAAGGACCAAGAAGCUCCAGAGGAAAUGUGGGCACUGCUUCCUGAAGGAUGAUGCAGAGCCCAAACAUGGAGCUGAACUCUGUGAUAACUGCAAGCUUCGAAACUGGCUCAACAACUACCGUCUCAGUGAUGUCGACUCCUUCAGCCUGUUCAAUGAGUUUCUUGAGAUGGUGAUCCAAUUCAGCUUUACCACUAUAUUUGUGGCAGCAUUUCCUCUUGCUCCUUUGCUGGCUCUCAUUAACAAUGUCAUUGAGAUACGCCUGGAUGCCAUUAAAAUGGUCACUCUGGAGCGCAGACUGAUUCCCAAGAAAACCAACGAUAUUGGUGUGUGGAUAGAUGUGCUGGAGGCAAUUGGCGUCUUAGCUGUCAUUGCGAAUGGGCUGGUCAUUGGUGUAUCUUCAGACUUCAUCCCUCGAUUGGUGUACCUUUACCGCUAUGGCCCAUGCGCCAACGGCACAGCAACAGAUACUGACUGCAUGGUAGGCUACAUCAGCAACACUCUCUCCAUUGCGCGAAUGGGUGACGAGGAAUUUAACAACGAGUUUUCAUAUGAUCAGAUGAACAUUCCAGGUGACGUGAAUGUCACUUACUGCAGCUACAAAGACUACAGGAGCAAUAAGGACUACAGUUUUACCCCACAGUUCUGGCUAAUUUUAGCUGUGCGCUUUGCAUUUGUCAUCCUGUUUGAGCACGUUGUCGUCAUAUGCAAAUUCAUUGCAGCCUGGUUUGUACCGAGUGCUCCUAUGCAGGUCAAGAAUGACAGACUCUUUGAUAAACUCAAAAGACUAAAAGAGGAACUCAGUUCAUUUGAAGCGUGACAGCAUUCAGACUCUUUAAUGGUUCACAUUUUUCCCCUGAGGACAUGAACCCAAUGUUGCCUUGUGCAUUAAAAGUGUCCAGGCUACCACAGUGUUGAGUCAAACUUCGAAGCCAUUAAUUAUAUCUCUGAGGAGUUCAGACGGAGGGCUCUUACUCCCUUUUUAUUGUUUGCAGUCAAAUGUUAAAUGCUGGCUAUCUAGAUUCUCAUCUAUGAAAUGGGCUUUGAAGACACACUAUUUUUUCUUGGACAGAAGUGAACAGUAACUGAUUUUACUGACCAUGUUGUUCAUGAGAUUAUUCUAUUUUAAGAAUGCACUGACAGCUAACUGUUGGAUUUCUAUAUUUGUGAGACGUAUGUGAUUGUUUUUAUUGAAAGCCUAAACAUAAUUUAAAUUGCUACUGCACAUACAGUACUGAUUGUGUGUUAUAAUGUUGCCUUAUACUGUAAAAAAGCACUGCAAUGAAUGUCAUUAUUGCCGACAGAUUCUGAUGGUGUCUUUUGUAUAUCAGACGUAAGAAUGUUUUGCAUUAUGAUAUUUUAUAUUAUUGAAUAAAAGCGCAAAUUUUUGGCCUCA